Molecule: messenger RNA, 1222 nt
Organism: Macrobrachium nipponense
Lineage: Eukaryota; Metazoa; Arthropoda; Malacostraca; Decapoda; Palaemonidae
Product: oplophorus-luciferin 2-monooxygenase non-catalytic subunit-like
Exons: 4
Coding region: 67-1134 (355 amino acids)
Cellular component (GO): extracellular matrix
Molecular function (GO): protein binding
Source: RefSeq, a predicted model, not a curated record
CCUGCGGUUUUCUCCCGUUAUUUUGGAACCGUCUGAGCAGCAUUAAACAGUGCCUCUAGUACGAAAAUGGAUUCAUUCGCUUUGAUUUUCUGCUUCGCCUUAAUUCCAUUCGUAAGCAGCCUACAAACUGCUUCAACUGAAUGGGGAAUAGACUUGUGCCCAGAUCCUUUGGAGAUAGAUCCCUGUAUCUGUUCCACGGAAGACUACGACAUUAACUUCGACUGUUCAGGUGUCUUAACUGAAGAUCAAUUGAGAGAGAUCUUCGCCGACAGCUUUCCGGGCACCGAUGCCAGGAAGCUCACCAUCAAAGACAACAGCUUCCUGACGGUUUUACACGACGGAGUCUUUGGAAAGACGCAGUUCAUCGAGGUCCACAUAUCUGGAACAAACAUACACACCAUAGAAGCAGGAGCUUUCAGAGGCAGUUAUGACAGGGUCGUCAAGAUGGUCCUCAGCGACAAUAAGCUCAUUUCUUUCCCCUUUGGAGAAGUUGCGAACUUCACGAAGCUCGAGCAGUUAGAUUUGACUUCUAAUCUUAUAGAUAAUCUGCGCAAGAUAUCGUCCGACUCUCUGGAAGAUUUGUUUGUAGGUGCCAACAUGCUGACCAAUAUCCCCGCAAAUACUUUCAACAACACACCCCAACUAAAGAGAUUUAGGGCAGGGAGGAACACGAUUACUAGCAUAGAUGACCAGACUUUCAGUACAUUGCACUCUCUGCAGCAGGUAGAUUUGACUGCUAAUCAGAUAAAGAAGAUUGGAAGACACACCUUCAUUUUCAACGGAACGGUCACUUCUCUUUACCUAAGCUUCAAUUCCAUCAGCAGCUUAGGAGAAAAUGCAAUGAUGGGUGUAACUAAUAUGAUGAACAUAGAGUCCAACUCCUUGAAGACUUUCGAUGAAGGGGUUUGGCGACCAGUGCUUGAGGAUGGAGCUGUAGUUUCCAUUAAGAAUAAUCCCCUCCAAUGUGACUGCGACAUACGCUGGCUCAUUGUAGACGAUCAGUUUUUGAGUCAGAUUAUGAGUGGUGCUACUUGUCAAGAUGGAACUCUCAUUCAUGAAAUAGAUCCUGCUUAUUUUGAUUAUUGCAUUGCAACGACGGUAGCCCAAAACACCGAACACUAUGAUUUUGAUUAAUGGUUCAGAUAAGGCGAACACGGCAUCAUUUCAGGUUUGGUUUAUGAAUGGUCUGGAGGUGGUAAAAUAUAAUUGGUUAUAUGCAGAA